GCAGCUGUUUGAGUAUGAUAGCUUAAUCUUAAGCUGUGGCGCUAACAGCAGUGCCAUGGGAUGGACGAUCCGCCGCUUCACCAACGCUCCGCCCAGGAGAUCCGGCACAUGUGGACAGCAGUGGGGGAGCCCCGUGGCAUCCGGCUGCCGGCUAAACGCCGUCAAAAAGCGCGACGGUGCAGUGUACUGGUGCGAAUCCCGCAGCAUGCAGCGCAGCAACUCACUCAACAUCAGCGUGUUCGACUCCUCCGUCAUCCUGCAGAGUCCUGUCCUCCCAGUGAUGGAGGGUGACAACGUCACCCUGACCUGUCGGACCAAGUCCUCCGUCUUCCCGUCGUCUUUCUUCAAAGAUGGCGCCCUCAUCAGUUCUGAGUCCUCAAACCAGCUGACCCUCCACCAGGUGAGCGGCGCCGAUGGGGGCGAGUACAGCUGCUCCAUCACCGGGCAGGGAGAGUCAGCACCGAGCCAGCUGUCAGUCCGAGCCCCUCUUCCAGGUUCCUCUGGAGCUUAUCCGGGUUCUGACCUGACCGUGACCCAGCUGGUGCUGAUGGUGACCCGGUACCUGGUGGUCUGCUCACCUUAUGCAGUGUCCACCGUCCUCCUGGUGUCGCUGUCCAGGCACAAGCCAGCAAGAAGAGAGCAGCCUGUUGCCAUGACAACGCCAUCUCCCAACGAGGAGGACGAGGGAUUGGACCAGCAGUAUGACGACGUCACCACCGAACAUGACUUCUGAUGGGAACUUUCCUUUUUCUCAGACGUGCAAGUGUGUGUGUGUGUGUGUGUGUGUGUGUGUGUGUGUGUGUGUGUGUGUGUGUGUGUGUGUGGUAUUUUACUCCAGAAAACUUGAACCCUGAAGGAGUUCGUCUCUCUCGGAACAUUCAGAAAUCUUGUUGUGAACCUGGAAUCUGGACCGAAUGGUUCCUGCCCCUGCUUUACAUGACGGCCCCUUUAUUUGACUUUGUUAGUCUCAUCUGUCUGUAUCUGUUUUGGUCUUGUCUGGUUUGUAUUUUUUGUGACCACUGACCUCUCUGCUCUCUUACUUGAAACAGUAUUUUAAGCUGCUCUGUUAAAAAAGAGAUCAUUGUGUCUCAACAUGACUGCCCUGCUUGAAUAAAGUGCAACAACUGCAUGUUUGUGUUUGAA
This is a messenger RNA of Salarias fasciatus (jewelled blenny), 1143 nucleotides long. RefSeq lists its product as uncharacterized. The record is from RefSeq and is a predicted model, not a curated record. Gene Ontology annotation, cellular component: external side of plasma membrane. Lineage: Eukaryota; Metazoa; Chordata; Actinopteri; Blenniiformes; Blenniidae. Gene Ontology annotation, molecular function: transmembrane signaling receptor activity. The transcript has 4 exons. Gene Ontology annotation, biological process: immune response; cell surface receptor signaling pathway. Bases 56 to 733 code for a protein of 225 amino acids.